CUCUCUAGGAUACGACUGGACUGGACUGGACUGGACUGUUCAAAAACAAAGCUAGCUCCUCCUAGAAGUUCUCAGAAACAUCCCUCUCUUUCCGCCCAAUAAUCAACCGCUUUUCCGGACUCAACUCCUCCAUUUAUAGUACUUUAAUUUCUCGUCUAUCAAUCCACAACCCCAAAUUAACCAGCAACUGAAAUUCAGUCAUAUUGGGUCCGAUCCAUGGCUUUGGCUCGCUUGGCUCUGAAGAAGCUGGUUUCUCCUGCUUCUGCUCCGGCUCGGCCUCUAAUUAGGUCCAGGCUCUGGCUUUCUACUGAAGCUUCCGCCGGCGAGGUUGCAGUAUCCGAGGCCGGCGGCAGUAAGAAGAAGUCCGGGCUGUUCCCCAGAAGGCACCGCCGCAGGGGCGGCGGUCUCUGGCGGAACACCGGCCGACGCGAUGAUUUUGUUCCUGCUCUUUAUGAAUUCUUCCCGUCGGGGCUAGGCGACGCGCUCUUGCAGGCAAGUCGGAACAUCAACCGGCUGUUUGAGAACCUGGCGCCGGCGGGGCUGGUAGGGCGGGUGAAAGAGCAGGAGGACUGCUACAAACUGCGGUUCGAGGUGCCGGGGCUGGGGAAGGACGACGUCAAUAUCAGAGUCGAAGACGGCUUCCUCGUCAUUAAAGGAGAGCACAAGGAAGAGGAGGAAGCUGCUGGUUCGGAGGAUGACGACGACCACUACUGGGCGUCGAGGAGCUACGGCUACUACAACACCAGGCUGGCGCUGCCAGAAGAUGCCAAAGCUGAGGAGAUCAAGGCGGAGAUGAAGGACGGGGUGCUGACCAUCAUGGUUCCCAGAGCGGAGAGGUCCAAGCGAGACGUCAAGGAGAUUCAGAUUGACUAAUGAAAUCCUGCUAAUUAAUUUGCUAAGAUGGAUGGGGAUGGGGAUGGGGAUGGGGAUGGGGUGUUGAAUGAACGCAUGCAGAUUGGUUCUGCUAGCUUGUCCUGUUGAUGUGAGAAAUAAAGUU
Messenger RNA from Diospyros lotus (date-plum), 997 nucleotides. RefSeq names its product 26.5 kDa heat shock protein, mitochondrial. The transcript is spliced from 2 exons. Lineage: Eukaryota; Viridiplantae; Streptophyta; Magnoliopsida; Ericales; Ebenaceae. Bases 217 to 873 code for a protein of 218 amino acids. The record is from RefSeq and is a predicted model, not a curated record. Gene Ontology annotation, biological process: response to heat.